Molecule: messenger RNA, 1491 nt
Organism: Truncatella angustata
Lineage: Eukaryota; Fungi; Ascomycota; Sordariomycetes; Amphisphaeriales; Sporocadaceae
Exons: 7
Coding region: 1-1491 (496 amino acids)
Source: RefSeq, a predicted model, not a curated record
AUGUCUGGAUAUCACAGGUCCAGCAAGUCCCAUUCUCGAAGACCAGACAAUGGCGAUAUAGCUUGGGGCCCCUGGAAAAUCUCCAAGAAGCAUGGUUAUGAGUAUCGCGAUGGUAUAGACGCACAAGGCCAGGAAUGUAAGGAGACCAGGCCUCCCGGGAGUUCUCAAGAAGAUCCUAGAAUUCCUCGCAAUGCAGAUGUGGAUGGCUUUCCACAAGAGCUUAGCAAUUUGGCCAUAAAUGAAGAAGCAUCGUGGGGUUCGCCUUCCCAAUCUUAUAGUCAUGAUUCUCAUCUCAAAGAGAAGGGAAAAGGGAAAGGGAAAGGGAAAGAUCAUGCCAAAACCAAUGUUCAUGCUCACAACGAUGACCCUGAUAGCCAGGACUACAACGAUCCUUACCACCCUCUUCAAACUCCUAUACCAACGGUUAUUAGCGAAAGUAACUUCGAUUCAAUCGAUGGAGGGUCGAUUGGUGGUCACUUUUCGUCCAGUCUGCCGCUUUAUGAUGAAAAUAGUCCCAACCAAGCUAUGUACCACAAUGACUCGUCAACUGAGCACGUACCGGGCAUGUCCCCGAGCAUGGAUGCUAGUGCUAGUUUGAGCACGUCGCUGCCGCAAACUCAUAUUAGCUACGACGACCCAGUAGAUGGAACACAGUAUGGAGAAGAAGAGCAAGACAGCGAUUUCGCUGCGGCCAUUGAGGAGAGCGCCAACAUGUAUUAUGGCCAAGAAAAUCUGGGUGAAUCGUCGAACAGCGCUGCGCCUAUUAUCAAUACUUCUAACUAUUAUCCUAGUGCGCAAGGAAACCUACCCACGAUCCUCGAAGGCCAGCCAAAUGCAGGCCCAUCAUCAGGAGGAAUCCCGAAGGAAAGCUUUCCUAAUUAUAACGCCAGGGAGGAUUAUACAUGGCUCCAAGAUAGUCGUUUUGGCAUACGUCACUCGAAUGAGUUUCAACCAGGUACAGUGUUCAAAGUUGUUUGGGCUGAGCCUAAAGGGUCUGGUAGAGGAAAUGUUCCACUACAAAAUACCCCAGAAUUUCCUUAUUCGGAAGUUCAACAAAAGAGGAGCACUGAUGGCAUGGUAUACACCGGAGUCCGCCGUUUCAUUGUGAUUGCCAGCGAAAGCGGUAGUAGUAUAUGCGUUCCGAUUUUGACAUAUGAAGGCAAAGCCUGCCUAAAAAAGGGCGUAAAAUCCCAUAAUCAUGGCAUUAUCUAUGCAUCUACCAGGCCUCCUCAUCCCCUAAGAGGCGAGCCGCCGCAUGGCUUUGCGCCGGUCAAGUUGGACCUCACUGCAGAGGGCGAGAAACUCGUCAAAGAGUCACGCAUCAAUUACUCCAAGCUGGUCACCAUUGAGCACAACCUCAAUGUCCUGUUUAUUGGUUCAAUAUGCCAUGAGCACUUCCCAUUCGUGUCUGACGCAGUCGACACAUGCUGGGCGCGGAGAAUCCGCGAGCAGAAGGCCCCGAACCGUAAGAAGAAGACUCAUCGUCAUUAA